UCUCAUUGGUCGAUCAAAUUGUAAACACAACUUUCCAGCAUCAUCUCCGGGAAAGGAAAACAUGGCAUUGCAAGAGCUAUUUCAACACGUCAAAGACUUAGCAGUAUUAGGUACACCUGGCCACACAUCUCUUGAAACAGUUACAUUUGAAGUAGAAAAGAUCAAGAAGAGCUUAUGGCAAGAUGAGCAGAGUGGAAUAGUACAAGAUGGUGAAGACAAAUCAGGCUUUGGCCUGCAAAUCCACACAACUUUUAGAAGACUCCUAUCAGCUGUCAAUACAGCAACUUUGGAUGUCAGAUUGGAAUGUGGCUUUUUGGUUGUUGCCAUAUUACAAGAAAUACAAAGUGUCCUAGGAAAGGAAGUCCAGAAUCCAUGUCAGCCACCUGGUACCGACCAGAGUAAAGUGGGUCGCAGAAGUGUAGCUCAGAUCCCUCCUGCACCACCAGAUCUGAUUAGUGUACAACAGGCUAAGGAUGUAGAGGCAGUGUGUCGGGUCCUUUUUUAUACUGCAGUGUUGGGGUGCCUAGACAAUGAGGCAUCACUCUAUGUGAAGUUGAUGCUUGCAAAGAACAAGUUCAUUUUGGGGAGUGACCUGCCUUCGGUACCACAGGAAUGCAGACAUGCUGUCCUUAGUGAGAUCUUCAAAAGUCUUCUACCUGUGAUGAAGCAUGAAACACUAGGAACUUGCAUGCGAGGGCCACAAGGGGUGUGGUUCAAGAAGGUGUGUGGAUUGCUCCUCGUUCGAAGGUUCAUGUUUCAGCCAGGUGGAGUUGCUGCAGUUAUUGGAGCCGGGCUUUCCAUCUGUAACGGCAGGGACUGGCAGCAGUGUGAGGCAGUGCUGUUAAUUCCCCAAGCCAAAUCAUUAAAGGACAUUUAUAUUCUGUUGCGGCCCACGGAUAGCAGAGUUGUUGUUGCAAGAGCAACUUCAGCCAGAAAUCUUGGAGUGGGUUUUGCUAAAUUUUGCUCAAUGGGCCCAAAGCUCAGCCUCCUCAGCACUCAAACCCCCUUUCUUCUAAAAAACCCUUGGCUGACACAACCACAGCAGAGGCAGGAAGGUAAUAUGUUUCUCAGUGAAAUAUUAAGUGAUUUUUUAUUUGAGAGUUCAAGUACCUUUCUUGAUGUGAAAUCAACCUCUGCAAACCCGAAUUCACAAGUGUUCGGGAGAGGGGCCACUCCGACGUUUUCACCACCCCCCGCUUCGCCGUCUUGUGCCCCGAGGGAGUUGGGGCCGAUGUGA
This is a messenger RNA of Penaeus monodon (black tiger shrimp), 1237 nucleotides long. RefSeq lists its product as uncharacterized. Lineage: Eukaryota; Metazoa; Arthropoda; Malacostraca; Decapoda; Penaeidae. The coding region runs from base 62 to 1237 and encodes 391 amino acids. The record is from RefSeq and is a predicted model, not a curated record. The transcript has 8 exons.